This is a messenger RNA of Fukomys damarensis (Damara mole-rat), 3057 nucleotides long. It is a transcript of the gene Ska3, whose product is annotated as spindle and kinetochore associated complex subunit 3. Bases 87 to 1328 code for a protein of 413 amino acids. Gene Ontology annotation, cellular component: spindle microtubule; outer kinetochore. The transcript has 9 exons. Gene Ontology annotation, biological process: mitotic cell cycle; chromosome segregation. The record is from RefSeq and is a predicted model, not a curated record. Lineage: Eukaryota; Metazoa; Chordata; Mammalia; Rodentia; Bathyergidae.
CGUAGACCCACGGCGCUUCCGGCGCCGACAAAUUCAAACCAGUGGCGGGGGUUUGAGCGUUGAGUCGGGUUCGGUCUCCUUCAUUUAUGGACCUAAUCCGGGCCUUCUGCGGGAAGCUUCGGUUUCUAGCCAGCACGCUAGACUGCGAGACAGCGCGAUUGCAGCAAGUGCUGGAAGGAGAUGACAGGGAAUUUGAAGAUGAUCCAAAGAGGAUUUUACAUGACCUUCAUUCAGAAGUCUGGACUCUGAAGGAUGAUGUUAAUGUUCUUCUUGAUAAAGCAAGAUCAGAAAGUCAAGAAAGCAUUGAUUUUAUUAAGGCAACAAAACUACUGAUGAAAAAAAAUUCAAUGGAUAUCAUAAAAAUAAGAGAAUUUUUCCAGAAGUAUGGAUAUAAUCCACGUGUCAAGGAAAAUUCAGUCUGUGAACAGGAAAUUGCUGAUUCUACUCCAGAAAUGGCCAGCUGUGACCAUGUACAAAAGCCUCAUGGGAAGGACGAACUGCCUGAUCCAUCUGCCCCAGGUGGUUCUGUUUCUGAGGAGCCUCUGCGCAGUCCACAGCUUGCAGAUUUUGGACUGGAGCGGUAUAUGAUACCUCAGGUUCUACCAAACCCUCCACAAGCCAUAAGCAACCACAAGGAAGACCCCAUAAUUGAAACUCCACCUACCAGACAGUCAGUAGUUAAAAUACUAAAAACUCCAAAAUGUGCUUUAAAGAUGGAUGAUUUUGAGUGUAUAACUCCUAAAUUAGAGCAUUUUGGUAUCUCUGAAUAUACUAUGUGUCUAAAUGAAGAUUACACAAUAGGACUGAAAAAUAUGAAGACUAUCAAAAGUGAGAUGGCUGUAGAAACAGAAUUCAUGACCGAUGAUAAUAGCUUUGCCACUCCUCUCCCCAUAAUCCAGCAAUUGGAAAAAGGAGAAUCCAACUACACAGAUUCCCCUUUGACACCUACAUUCUGCACUCCUGGUUUGAAAGUUCCUUCUACAAAGAAAAACACAGCUUUGGUAUCCACAAACUAUCCAUUAUCAGAAAUACAAAGUUCAUCAAAUGAUUUUGAAGUUAAAGAUUGUACUUCAUUAGUUUUAAAUUCAGACCAGUGCUUGGAGAAUUUUGCAGACCCUUCUUCGCCUACAAUUUCAUCUUAUGAGAAUCUGCUCAGAACACCCACACCUCCAGAGGUAACUGCUAUUCCAGAAGAUGUUCUCCAGAUUUUGUCAAAAUACAACUCAAACCGAGCUACUACAGUAGCAGUGAAAGCAGUGCCUCCCAGGAAAGGGCUCCUCAAAACCGAAGGAUGGAAUAUCCCAGAGGUUGGCAACAAAGAAAACUGACAAAAAAAUUCUAGUGGAUCCAUCCAUUAUACAAACUGAACAGAGUUAAGAACGAAGCAGAGCUGGAUUUAUUUGUUAUUAAUAGUCCUUUCUCACUAUAGGAGGAUAAGGAUCAGAAAGGUUUACAGUAGAUGACAAUAAAGAUUUAGGCAUUGGCUUAUCUGCAAAGGGUUCUCCAGUUUUUUCCUGAUAGCCUUGGCCCCUCAAAAUUAGUUUGUCUAAAAUAUAUCCUUCCCUUACACCCACCUCUGGCUUGUUGCUUAGAUGACUGAUACUUGCAGCUCCUCAAACUUCACACUGAGAUCAUCCUUCAAGGCUGGAGAUUUGACACUACCACCCCACCUCCACCCAGCACCACCGUUCUGUUUCACCCAUUCUUCCUGCCUCAGGGCCCUGCACAUACUGGCUGCUCUCUGCCAGAAACUGACUAUGCUCCAAGCAAGCAGGUAUGAGCAAAUGCUGGAGCUUCAGAGAAGUCUUGAAAAGAACAGUGUGCUACCUGUCUGGGGGUGCACAGAGAGCCCACACACAGGCACCCAAACUUCCUUGAGGUAGGUUGGCAUCAGCCAGCUCUACUUCCUGGACAUCUCAGGUGAAUGGCCCAUUAACUUGCAGUUAUCCAGCUGGAGUUCUCUUGUUAUUUCAGACUUUUAAGUUUGAUGCUUCAGGGUCCUGGUUAAAUAUCAUUUUAGGACAGACUUUACCAGUGUAACAAAGGUCUUCCCUCUUUUAAGUUCUCAGCAUUUUCAUCCCUCAUAAUACUUGGCACCACCAAUAGUAAGAUUUUUGCUGGGGUGCAUUUUUACGUUCUCCUUCCCCCUCCAGAUUACAUGCUCACUGAGGGCAAAGGCUUGCUUGCUUUGCUCCUUACUCUGUUAUCUAGCAUAUUUAAUGAAUUAGUGAGAAAAUCAGUUACUAAGAUUUUACUCUGCCAGGAAUGGUUCUAAAUGUAAUUUAGUUAAUUCCUGGAUUUGAGGUAGGCACCUGUCUUUUCAUAUGAGGAAUAUUACUGAUUACUGACUUUUCCUGGGGGGGAGCGUGAGUUGUCAUUUCUUCUGUUCAUCCUGUUUCCUUGAUAAAUCCCAUUUCUUUAGGACUUAAGAACACUCUUUUACCAUCUCCAGAAAACUCAUAUUACUACACAACACUGCCUUUAGUAGCCGGUUUUCUUCUUUGUGAUAGUCCUGGUCACCUUUUACCUAAGCAUAUUUGUACUGGUAGGCCUACAGUACUUGAUAUAGAAGACAGGCUACUGAAAGUGCUAAGGGACGCUCAUCAGGAGUGUGGGAGUACUGCAGAUUUUCUGCCAGCUUCCACUAGCUCUAGAAUUUAGAUUUUGAAAACCCUUUGUUAGGUUCACUUUCUUUUUUUGAUGGUAAUGAGAAAUGAAUCCAGAGCGUUUGCACUGAGCUAUACCCCAGCCCAAUUUUAAGACAAGGUUCAAUACCUUGGCUCAGGCAGGACUUGACUCAGACUUCCCAAGUAUUGAAUUACUGGUAUGUGCUGCCAUACCUGGCUAAAUGGCUUUACUUUUAUUAAAUUAUAGGAAUUUUUCUUCAAACUUGGUUGUAACUGGGCUGGCAUGCUAGCCUAGGCAGAGUUGGAAAUUGUGAAGAGGAGAAAUGCCUUCCUCCUUCACUUCAAAGGAACUAAUAUUGCUCAUUGUCGACCAGGCUAUCUCACUGACUUUUCCUAAGUUUCGAGUUACAUGGAUGUUGCUAACACUGUU